Lates calcarifer (barramundi perch) is the source of this 3744-nucleotide messenger RNA. RefSeq names its product receptor (G protein-coupled) activity modifying protein 2 (gene ramp2). The transcript is spliced from 4 exons. Gene Ontology annotation, molecular function: coreceptor activity. Lineage: Eukaryota; Metazoa; Chordata; Actinopteri; Centropomidae. The record is from RefSeq and is a predicted model, not a curated record. Gene Ontology annotation, biological process: calcium ion transport; receptor internalization; cellular response to hormone stimulus. Gene Ontology annotation, cellular component: signaling receptor complex; membrane; cell surface. Bases 1517 to 2023 code for a protein of 168 amino acids.
CAUUAUAAUGUGUGACUGUUAACUUUGUAUCUGUGUGUUCCUAACAAAUUAAACCUGCAAGUAGAUGGGUACAUUAAUCCUGUUUAGUUUUUAAAUAUGUAUCUUACAGUUUGAAAUAAUCAUUAUAUAUUUGUGUCCACUGGGGGAUUGUUCCUAACACUCAUUUGCUUGGCCUGGAACUGACAAACACAGAAAGCAGAGCUCAGAGAUCCUGUUUUCUGCCAAGAUCUCCUUGUGUGUAUUAUCUUGAGAAUCCAAGACAAACUCCUGGGGAGGUCUCUACCAGUGAGGGGUCAACACCAGUAGACACAAGGUCCAUAAUGGUUUGGGGUUAAAGGUUAACUGAAACCUCAUUAUGAACGGCCCCCACCUGGCUCAACUUCCUGAAUUUGUUCGUCAUUCACCCCAUGCAACGUCUGUGAUCAACGCAUGAACUCAGAGUUGUGAAACAACUGGAACUUUGGAGCAGCGCCCCUUUCACUGUUCCUCAUCCUGUGCCUUCCCUUUUUUUUUUCUUUCCCCUGACUGUCCCCCCUCCUUCCUCUGCCAACUCCCCCAAACUCUGAGCUCCUCCUCUGCUGAAAAGACACAUUUCCUGAUGUCAUUACUAAAUCAAAAUGCUGCUCGGCAAACAGAUGUUGUGAGAGGCCCAACAUGUGGACUCAGUGACAUAAAUUAACAAGUUGGUCGUGAGAAAACAUGCACCAUACAUUUUAUUUUUCAUUCAAUCAGUGAAACCAUCUCUCUCACACUGCUCUUUAAAGUGGUGAGUGGUGACAGUGAGAAACUACCUUACAGAUGUAGCACAUUCAUGAGCUCCUUGAGACACAAAAGAACAAAAUAAAUCCCACUCUUUUGGUGUGUUUCUGACAUCUGUGUGUAACGAUAGUUAGACUUUUACAACAGCUGGUCAGCUCUGACUAACAACUUGUUCCUGUUUUGGUCAAAUUAACCUAAAUAUGAAAUAAUGCCUGUCUGCACAACACACCCUGCAGAGUCAUGAUUACAUCCACCCCAAAACGCUAAGCCCUAAAUGUUUACUUAUGUUUCCUAUUUGGCAGAGGCAGCCCAAAAGGCAAAUAAAUCACAUGCUGUGAGCUGGCCAGGCCUUCGACUGUGAGAAACUGAGACUAAAAAGCAGAACAAGAGUUAAAGAGUAAGGGUUUUCAGAUGUGAGUCCAGCCCAGCUUGGGUGUGCUCCCUUUUAUUUGAGAGAAUGGAGACGACAAUCUUUGUUGCCUCCACCCCUUUAAAAAAGGAAGAAAAUCCUAAAGAAACGUGUGUUGGAGAGGGGAAGAGCUGCUGCCAAGGCGCAGGGCCGUCAGACAGAUCUUCGGAGAACAUCUGGUAACCGCGGGUAACACUGUUUGGACAUCUGGUAACCGAAGGUUACACUGCGUCUCUUCCAUCCUGUCGGGUUUCCUGUUAUGCCUCGCUGUACACAGUCUAAGAGGUUUAGGUUUAUCAUACAUGGUCAUCAUCUGGGGAAAGCGUACCUUUAUUCAUUUUUUCUGACAUGAAGGGAGCACUUGGUUUCAUUGGGGUAUUCCUCUCCUUUCUCUCCGACACCACGUUUGGAGAGUCUGCCUUGCCAUUUGCUUGUGGGAAUUCUCACCAUUGUGUGGAAAUUUGCAAGGCUUGUAAUUACAUGUUUGGCGGUCCAACAAUGGAAUGCCUUUCAGUCUUGCUUGGCCAUCUAUGUCUUAAUAAGUUUGAGACUGCAAUGACAUCACUAAACAGCACAGACUGGUGCACCUGGGGUAAUGUAAGAGCUUCCUACAGUGAUUUAAGCCUUUGCACAGAGGAGAUGUCUGACUGUCUUUUCAUCCCAUGGCCCAACCCGCUGGUGGAGGACACGUUUGUGAACAUUCACUCUAAGUUUUUCAAGGAUUGUCCCACAGAGGAGCUAAGUGACCCACCACCAGUCAUCGUCUUUGCCCUGGUGAUAACACCCAUCUGCCUGAUCCCUGUCAUGGUCAGCCUUGUGGUGUUCAAGACUAAGAAUGGGGAUGGGAGCUCAUGAUCAUCUUAAAUCUCUGCUCUGCUCACAGUCACUGAGAAUAUCACUUUUGGGACAUAUGUUCUCCCUUUUCUCCCAACUUGGGGACUGCUUGUUAACAGACUGCUGCUGCGCUUUCAUCUCACCAGUAACCUUGCAGAGGAGGACAAGUUUACCGGUGCUUCACAACUCAGAGGAAUUCUGAAAUAUCAUCAACAGAGAAAAUCUAUCAAUAGAUGAUUCUGAUUCAGAAUUAAUGUCAUAUUCUGUGGCUGUUCAGUGACAAACUCCCUGAUGAUAUCAGAUACUCACUGUGACAAAAUCUGUGUUAUUAUAAAUUCAUACUGUACUGUACUGUGUCUCAUUAACGCUUUUAAAGAGGAGGCUAUGACCAAAGAUUUGUUUUCAGCCAACCAACCGACUGGAAAUCUGAACAUUGAUGGUUUUGGUUACCUCCAAACUGGAUACACAUGUUCAGAAAACAGCUUAAUUUAUAAUGGAGAACCCAAUAUUCAGGUUUAUGAAGACAAAAGCUCUCGAGCUUGCAAAAGUACAAGCUAAAUUUGUGUUGACACUUUUUAUGUGAACACCAGUUGUGUUGGUAAAAGACAAAGUAUUUUUCUUGUAUUACUGAAAUCCUGAACUCUUCCUAUCCCUCCUAUUUUGUUUUUUGCUGCUGCUCAAACAUAAAGAUGCUAUAUGUUAGUUGCCACAUAGCCAAUGUUAACCGUAACAAUUGUUUACUUAUCAGUCCAGAAGAAACUUGUGAGUUCAGCAUCAAACAUCAAAGCUGACUCAUGUUUUGCUUCUAUUUCUACCACUUCAUUUCUACUGAAGUUAGCAUGAUAACCAACCAGCAGCGGUCAAUCCGAUAAUAACACUUUGUACCACAAGAGGCAAUAGUGAGUCGCUGCAGCGUCAGUCCAACACAAGAGGAGGAUGAAGUAGCACUGCCCAGAAGGCGUAUAUUAACCUCUUGUCUGUAAAAUCAACGAUGGCUGAAGCUCGUGGUGAGUAAAACUGUUAAUGCUAAGUGCUGGCUAAGUAGCAAUAGGAAAAAUCUACAUAUUGCACCUUUAACUGUGCUUUGAGCCACUAAUUAGACAAUGUACAGUCUAUUCAAUUUAAGUCUGAACUGAAUGCAGAUAUUUGUUCAUGUUUGAUAUUUGAAAAGGGUCCUCUAUCUGUAUACAGGGAGGACAGGAAAAUGAGGACAGACUGAUGGAUGCAUGGAUGUGGUUAUGUGAGUCAUAGCAUAUGGAAGGUUUUGGGGUCAGAGGUCACAGAUGGGACACAAUGAAUGGGUACGCCCAGAAAGGGAGAUCUUUUUCCUGGCGUUGUCUACUUUUGGACAGUAAUAAAUCCUUCAGCACUCUCCCCUGUCUAAACAGUGAUAAUGAUAAUGAUUUGAAGCAAAGUUUAUCCAACAUCUCCAUCCAGUUCAGACAAAAGACAUGAAAUUUGUCUGUGCAGCAUAGUGAUAAACACUGAGUAAUGACAAAAAAGUGUUAUCUUUCGCCUGAAUCUUGAUAAUGUGGGUAUGUAUUGUUAUGACGAUAAAGCCAUUGUUAAGUGGUUUCAGAUUUGGAACAAAGUGUGUAUUUAUAGACUGUGUUAUUUUUCUGCCAUUGUCAGGACUUACUGUACUGUGAGAGAAUGCAUUCUGCCUACUUUCACACCGUGUACUGUAUGCAUUUUAAUAUACUUUUUUAUAUUUCAUACAAUUAAAUCUACAGUUGACUAUA